GAGAGACACAAGCAGCCAGGUGAAAUUGGAGGAUUAGGGUCUGCCAGUGUGGACAUCUGGUGUUAACUUGUGAUAUGUCGUGGUGGUGUUUGUGGUGCUUCUGCCCUCCAUGUCUGUCUGAAGAUGACAAAGCAUCACUGGCCAUUGACAGAGAGAUUAAUAGGAUGCUUAAAUUCCACAAGAGCAGGGAUCGGAGGGAGUUAAAAAUCCUGCUUCUGGGAACUGGAGAGAGUGGAAAGAGCACAUUUAUAAAGCAGAUGCGAAUAAUCCAUGGAACUGGGUUCUCAGUAGAAGAUCGCAAAAUGUAUGCAAUACUUGUGCAUCAGAACAUUGUUACCUGUGCCAAGUCUUUGGUGGGAGCUAUGGAAACUCUACAAGUGCCUUAUAGCUUGAAAGAAAACAAGGUGAAUAGGGGACUGAUCAAAAGUUUGGAUGUAUAUAAUGUACAGCAGAUAGAAAGACAUCAUGCUACCGCAAUUAGGAAAUUAUGGAGUGAUCCUGGUGUUCGCAAGUGUUAUGAGAAAAGAAGAGAAUUCCAGCUACUUGACUCUGCUUACUACUACUUGUCCAAUCUGGAACGUAUUACAGAAGAUGGAUACCUACCAACUAAUGAGGACAUUGUAAGGAUCAGGAUGCCUACCACAGGAAUCAAUGAGUACUGUUUCACUGUGGACAAUGCUAAUCUUAGGAUAGUGGAUGUAGGGGGGCAGAAAUCUGAGCGCAAGAAGUGGAUCCACUGCUUUGAAAAUGUGAAUGCUCUCAUUUACCUGGCAUCUCUCAGUGAAUAUGACCAACAGCUCGAAGAGAAGAAAGAUGAGAAUCGAAUGAGAGAGAGCAUGGCACUCUUCAAGCAAAUAAUGGUGCUUCCUUGGUUUAUAGAUACUCCUAUUAUUGUUUUCCUCAACAAGACUGACUUGCUGGCUGAGAAGGUCUACAUGUCUGAUUUGGCUGCAUACUUCCCCAAUUUCAAAGGUCCUCGUCGGGAUGCUCAAGCUGCUACACAGUUUAUCAAGGAUUCCUACAAAGAUAUCUUUAAUAAAACAAAACCACAGGAUCUUUCGGGAAAGGCUAAGAAAGAUGCACAGCGUAUCAUUUUUCUUCACGCCACCUGCGCUACGGAUACUGAAAACAUCCAAAGAGUGUUCCAAAACACAAAGGAAGCAGUACUCCAAAAGUACCUUACAGAGUUUGGAAUUGUAUGACUGUUACUCCCAAAAAUCCUAAUUUACUUCUUUAUUAUCUAAUGCCACAUGAGCAGACAUAGAGGAACUUUAUCCGGGGCAUUGUUGCUGCUCCUUUCAAGUAUUUAACUGUUUGAA
Molecule: messenger RNA, 1319 nt
Organism: Nanorana parkeri
Lineage: Eukaryota; Metazoa; Chordata; Amphibia; Anura; Dicroglossidae
Product: guanine nucleotide-binding protein subunit alpha-11-like
Exons: 8
Coding region: 75-1202 (375 amino acids)
Biological process (GO): action potential; phospholipase C-activating dopamine receptor signaling pathway; adenylate cyclase-modulating G protein-coupled receptor signaling pathway
Cellular component (GO): heterotrimeric G-protein complex
Molecular function (GO): G protein-coupled receptor binding; guanyl nucleotide binding; G-protein beta/gamma-subunit complex binding
Source: RefSeq, a predicted model, not a curated record